This is a messenger RNA of Pediculus humanus corporis (human body louse), 2910 nucleotides long. RefSeq names its product Exportin-2, putative. The record is from RefSeq and is a predicted model, not a curated record. NCBI's taxonomy places the organism in Eukaryota, Metazoa, Arthropoda, Insecta, Psocodea, Pediculidae. Gene Ontology annotation, biological process: protein export from nucleus; protein import into nucleus. Gene Ontology annotation, molecular function: nuclear export signal receptor activity; small GTPase binding. Bases 1 to 2910 code for a protein of 969 amino acids. The transcript is spliced from 16 exons. Gene Ontology annotation, cellular component: cytosol; nuclear envelope.
AUGGAAUUGACUGAUAGUAAUAUUUCUACAUUAUCCGAGUACCUGCAACAUACUUUAAAUCCUGAUAUAAAUGUAAGAAGGCCAGCUGAAAAAUUUCUUGAAUCUGUGGAAAUUAACAAAAAUUUUUCAAUUUUACUUUUAUACUUAGUGGAUAAGACAGAUGUUGAUUUAACUAUAAGAGUUGCUGGCUCUGUGGCUUUUAAAAAUUACAUAAAAAGAAAUUGGAAAGUGGAGGAAGGAGGUACAGAUAGAAUACAUGAAGAUGAUAGAACAGCUAUUAAAUCAUUAAUUAUAGAUUUGAUGUUAAAGUCACCAGAAUUAAUUCAAAAACAGUUAAGUGAUGCAGUAUCAACCAUAGGAAGUUAUGAUUUUCCUCAAAAAUGGCCUGGAUUAAUUGAACAAAUGAUCAGCAAGUUUUCAUCUGGUGAUUUUCACGUAAUUAAUGGAGUAUUACAAACAGCUCAUUCUCUUUUCAAAAAAUACAGGCAUCAGUUUAAAUCACAAACAUUAUGGGAAGAAAUAAAAUUUGUAUUAGACAAUUUUGCCAAACCUUUGACAGAUCUUUUUAAUGCAACUAUGAAUAUUGCUGGAAGCCUUAAGGAAAUUGAAGGGUUAAAAAUUAUUUGCUCAAGUCUUACUAUGAUUUGCAAAGUAUUUUAUUCUUUAAAUUUUCAAGACUUACCAGAAUUUUUUGAAGAUAAUAUGGAAACAUGGUUUACUCACUUUUUAACAUUGCUUAGUUUUGAUAUAAAAGAAUUGCAUACUCAGGAUGAUGAUAAUGCUGGUAUUUUAGAAAAAUUGAAAGGUCAAGUUUGUGACAAUAUAUCAUUGUAUGCUCAAAAAUAUGAUGAAGAAUUUUCAAAUUACAUGCCGACAUUUUUCACAGCUGUAAAAGCCUUAUUAAUAUCAAUUGGUCCACAAGCCAAAUAUGAUCAUUUAGUUAGUAAUGCUUUAGGUUUUAUGUCAAAUGUUGCUGAAAGGAAACACUACACUCUAUAUCAGGAUUCAAAUGUUUUGAAUGAAAUAUGUAAUAAUGUCGUCAUUCCUAAUUUGGAAUUCAGAACUAGUGAUGAAGAAUUAUUUGAAGAUAAUCCUGAAGAGUACAUCAGACGUGACAUUGAAGGAAGUGAUGUGGAUACGCGAAGGCGAGCUGCUUGCGAUUUGGUAAAAGCUUUGGCAAAAAAAUUCGAACAAAGUAUGAUGUCAAUAUUUGGACAAUAUGUGGAGGCAAUGUUAGCACAAUACGCUGCUAAUCCAGCUGAAAAUUGGAAAUCUAAAGAUGCAGCUUGUUUUUUGGUAACUUCUCUUGCUUCAAGAGGUCAAACAGAGAGACACGGUGUGACUCAAACUUCACAGUUGGUCAAUUUAUCGGAUUUCGCUCAUUUUCAUGUAUUUACUGAACUCUCACAACCAGAUGUUAACGCAUUUCCCGUAGUAAAAGCUGAUGCUAUUAAGUAUACAAUGGUAUUUAGAUCAGUGUUACCCAAAAAAGUUGUGGCAUCUUCUUUGCCCAAUUUAGUACGUCAUUUGUUGUCAACAAGCCCGGUUGUGCAUACGUAUGCAGCUGCUGCCAUCGAAAAGAUUUUAGCUUUAAAAGGACCUGAUGGUAGCAGUUUAAUUGAUGAGAAAGAAGUUAUUCCCUUGGCAGGGGAUUUAUUGGCCAAUUUAUUUAGACUAUUGGAUUCGACAGCUUCACAGGAAAAUGAAUAUGUUAUGAAGGCGAUCAUGAGAAGUUUUAUAGUUCUUCAAAGUAAUGUCACUCCUUAUCUCGGUGAACUUUUGCCGAAACUUACUCAAAAACUUUGUCUAGUUUCUAGGAAUCCUAGUAAACCAUAUUUUAAUCAUUAUUUAUUUGAAACUUUGGCUCUAUCAAUAAAAAUAGUUUGCGCUCAAACUCCUGAAGCCGUUUCAAAUUUCGAAGUUGUUUUAUUUCCAACAUUUGAAGCUAUUUUACAGCAAGACGUACAAGAAUUUAUUCCUUAUGUUUUUCAAUUGUUGUCAAUGUUGUUGGAACUUCUUAGUAAUACAGUAGGAAAAAUUCCUGAUUCAUAUUUUGCACUACUCCCAUGCUUAUUAGCACCGGUUUUAUGGGAACAAAGUGGUAAUAUCAAACCUCUUGUUAGAUUACUUCAAGCUGCGAUUGCCUUGGGCCCACAACAAAUAGUAAAAGAAAAUCUUUUGAAUGGGAUACUUGGAGUUUUUCAAAAACUCAUAGCAUCUAAAAUAAAUAGUCAUGAGGGUUUUAGCUUGAUGCAACAUCUAAUUCAUUUUAUUCCUCAAGAAGCCUUAAAACCGUACAUAAAGCAGGUUUUCGUACUUAUUUUUACAAGGUUACAAUCAUCAAAAACGGCUAAAUUUAUUAAAGGCGUUAUAGUAUUUUUAUCAUUCUAUGCAUCAAGGUAUUCUCCAAACGAGUUGAUAGCUUUAAUUGAUUCAAUACAAAAUGGAAUGUUUGGAAUGAUUUUAGAAAGAAUCGUAAUACCCGAUAUAAAAAAAAUUGUGGAUCCCGUAGAUAAGAAAAUAACAGCCAUAGGAGUAAUAAAAACACUUUGCGAAUGCGAAUCUGUAUUAAAUGGAAAUUAUUCACAAUAUUGGUCUCCUUUAUUAAAUUCAUUAAUGGCUCUCUUCGAAUCUCGAGAUGAUCAUUCAAUUCAACCUGAAGAAAAUUCCAUGGCCUACGAAGAUAACGUUGAAUAUAGUCCGGCAUAUAGUCAGCUUGCAAAUGCUCAAAAACCCCCAUUCGAUCCAUUUAAAGACAUUGUGGACCCCAGACUAUAUUUAGCUCAUAGUCUAGCAAAACUAUCCGUUAGUUCACCGGGAAAAGUCGGCAUUUUAAUUGGAACGUUAGGAGAUGCAGAAAAAGUGAAUUUAACUCAAUAUAUGGCAGCAGCAAAUGUUCAAAUCUCUUAA